CGACAAUGGAAAGCAUCUGAGAACUGGAAGAAGGCCAGUGAGUGUCUUGUCUUCAAGAGAGGCGUGAAAGAGGAGUCAGGGAAUAACAGGCCAGUCAGACUUGUCUCGAUAUCUGGAAAGGUGAUAGAGGAAAUCACUACAAAAUGCAGCAUGCAGUGCUCAGAGAAGAGGUGUGCUCAGAACGGCCCUGGAUGCAAACCCUGCGUUCAAACCACACCAAGGACUGAGGCACUUCCCUGCCCUGCAGACACGCAGGCAGCUGGGACGCGACCCAGGAGGGCAAGGGAAUGCCUUCAGUAGGCAAAUCUCCAGGGAGAGACUCUCCUGACCCAUGGCCAGUCACACCCUAAUUUUGGUGUAAAGCCAAGCCAUGAGUGCGUGAUGUCUGCAGACUUUGUCCCAGGCAGGGCUGAAUUCCCUUCCAGCAAGGGCUGCUCCAUCCAUAACCCUGGAAAACCAUCUUCAAGCACAGGGCUGUGCCCAGACCCACAGCUCCAGGCAGCCCAAAUGCCACGGCCCUCAGCAUGACUUGCUUGGCAGCACAGCCACAGCUCGGGGCCUUCUCAGAAUUGGCAAUGUGUGGCAGGGCUUUGUCCAGGUCAGGGUGCAAAGGGUGCUUCCAAAGGGUGCAUUCCAACGGGGUGAAGAGAGAGGGAAGGCACUGUCCCAAGAGUCAACACAUCCCUCAGGCAGUAAGGAAGUACAGAACUCCACAGGGGUCAGCUUGAGGCUGGGUUCCUGCCCAUACCAAUGUGUUCCUGCACAAGAAAUCCUUGGACUUCUCCUCCUACUACAAGGUAGCAGCCUCCAUAACUUAGUGGGAAUGUCAGAAACGAGGAAAUUAAAUGGCAGCAUAGAUGGAGACCAAACCACAAUGUGUGCCAUUGAGAAGAAUGUUUUGCUUUGAGGUGCACCUGCAGCCCCAAGCCAUGUCCUGCUACAGCCCGUGCCGGCCCUGCCAGCCCUGUGGCCCCACCCCGCUGGCCAACAGCUGCAAUGAGCCCUGUGUCAGGCAGUGCCAGGACUCCACCGUGUUCAUCCAGCCCUCGCCUGUCGUGGUGACCCUGCCCGGCCCCAUCCUCAGCUCCUUCCCACAGAACACGGCCGUGGGAUCCUCCACCUCUGCUGCUGUUGGCAACAUCCUCAGCACUCAGGGAGUGCCCAUCAGCUCUGGGGGCUUUGGCCUCUCGGGUUUGGGCAGUGGCCUCUGUGGCAUCAGGGGCCUCCCCUGCUGAAGCUGCUCCCUGCACUGUGGCCUCCUCCUGGAUCCCCCUCUUUUUCCUUUUUUGACUCAU
Messenger RNA from Prinia subflava (tawny-flanked prinia), 1295 nucleotides. Its product is annotated as feather keratin 1-like. The record is from RefSeq and is a predicted model, not a curated record. Gene Ontology annotation, molecular function: structural constituent of cytoskeleton. The coding region runs from base 858 to 1235 and encodes 125 amino acids. Gene Ontology annotation, cellular component: intermediate filament. The transcript has 2 exons. NCBI's taxonomy places the organism in Eukaryota, Metazoa, Chordata, Aves, Passeriformes, Cisticolidae.